This is a messenger RNA of Diaporthe batatas, 2077 nucleotides long. RefSeq lists its product as uncharacterized. Gene Ontology annotation, molecular function: protein binding. NCBI's taxonomy places the organism in Eukaryota, Fungi, Ascomycota, Sordariomycetes, Diaporthales, Diaporthaceae. The coding region runs from base 287 to 1867 and encodes 526 amino acids. The record is from RefSeq and is a predicted model, not a curated record. The transcript has 2 exons.
GCCCACUGCCUAAGUACUAAGUAGCCGGUGGCAGGGGGGGCGGGUCGAUCCUGAUCUUCUAGAACAUCCAUCUUUGCCCCGCCCUUUCCUCUGCUUAUCAAGCAAAAAUUUAGAAAUCAAACUAUUAUCCAGGGCAACAAUCUUGCCAGUCAUCCCCGCCAGCCGACAUAAAUUUCGAGCCUGAUAUCCCUACGAACUGGUGGUCUUUGAUUGUAGUGUUUCGCUUCCCCGAACAGUGAAAACACUCCCCCCUUCCCCAGAGACUUCACCACGAUACACUGCCACAAUGUCUUCGAAGCCCCACCACGACCCCGCCUCCGACGAGGAGCCGGAUGUCGUCGACAUGGACGAGGUUGCCGAGGAGAUCCCAGCAGAGAACGCAGAUGGGGACAUUGACAUGUCCGAGCCCGACGAUGACGAAGGGGAGGAGCUGCAACUCGUGAACGACUCGGUCGCAUAUUUCGACGCCCAUAAAGACUCCGUCUUCGCCAUCGCCCAGCACCCCACGAACCCAAACAUCAUAGCCACCGGCGGCAGCGAGGGAGACUCCGACGAUGCUCCAGGAAAGGGAUAUGUGUUUGUGGUCCCUGAGAUAGCGCACAACGAGGGGCCCGUGCUGCCACCAAGCUUCGCCGCCGACCCCCAGGCCGCGGCCAGAGAGAUGGCCAGCCAGAAGGAGAACGUUCAAGUUCAGCCCGUCUUCGCCAUCGACGGACACACAGACUCGAUCAACUCGUUGGCCUUCACACUUCCCAACGGAGACUUCCUCGUUUCGGGCGGCCUUGAUGGCCGCCUAAAAGCGUACAAGGUCGACGCGUCAAAACCGAGCUUCACCCCCGUCGGCGAGAGCCAGGAAGUCCCCGAGAUAAACUGGCUGGCGCCAUGCCCCAGCAACGACUACCCCAACUCCAUUGCCCUGGGAGCAUCCGACGGGUCCGUCUGGGUAUACACGAUCGAUCCAUCUGACGCCACAAAUCCACUCCAGAUCGUCCAGACCUUCUUCCUGCACACCUCGAGCUGCACGGCCGGCGCAUGGACGCCAGAUGGAUCCUUGCUCGCCACCGUGGAUGAAGAGAGCAGUCUAUACGUAUGGGACGUAUGGGGACUCGCGGCUGCCAAGGGCCACGUGAGUGACAAUGGUCAGACCGUCGUCUCCCUCACACCGACGGAUCAGAGGUUCGCUGUAGAGGGCGGUCUCUUCUCCGUCGCCGUUGAGCCUCGGGGAGGAUACCUGGCUGUUGGUGGCGCCGGAGGGGCUAUCAGGGUUGUCGGCCUGCCACGGCUCACGGAACAGGCGGCAGGAGCUACACCACAAACCGGCUCGAAGACAGGAAAGGCCAAGGGCGCCAAGGCAGGCGCAACGCGAGGGGCUGGGGCCGAGGCACAGGCAGGCCAGAUCCUGGCGGCAUUGCAGGUGCAGGCCGACGGUAUCGAGACGCUGGCUUUCGCCCCAAGCUCCGCAUCAGUACCCCUCCUGGCUGCUGGCUCGGUCGACGGCAGUAUCACGGUCUACGACCCAAGCCGGACAUUUUCCGUCCGGCGACACAUCCAAGGCGCACAUGAAGACUUUAGUGUCGUUAAGGUCGAGUGGGUGAGGCAGGCACAGACCGCAGGGCUACCAGCAGCACAGCAGCAGUGGUUGUUGACGAGCUGCGGUAUGGAUGGUGUGGUGAGAAGGUGGAACCUGCAGGGUGCCAGCCCUACACAGCAUGUUCCCAAUGCGACGGUUGCAGGCCUUGAGAAAGAGUGGAAGGGCCAUCGGGGAGACGGUGAGGGUGGAGGUGUGCUGGGUUUUGUGCAGGGGCUUGACGGGAAGAGGAUCAUCACUGCUGGUGAUGAUGGCAUCGUGCUGGUAUUCCAGGCAUAAGCAGUAGAUAUAAUCCAUGCUCACGAGCUGGCUUAAUGAGCUCGAUCUUUUCGUAUGAGUCCAUGACUUUGGCCAGUCUAAUACUGAGUGGGUGGAGCCGGGCAGUGCCAAUGCAGAUUACUGAGACGGACCUGUCGAAUGCUGCGCGACGCCCCAGCCACAAGACCACAAUUCCAAGCAAACUUAACUUGGAACCCGGCAAUCAUAAGC